AUGAACUUAAAAAAGCUUAUCAUAUUCUUCUUGUUACUUUUUCUAACGAAUUUGUGCGGCCUAAUACUGGCUAGCAAUUAUGAUCAAUACAUAGAUAGAUUGAUAAAUGAUGGAAAAUUAUUAUAUGAUGAUUAUAUAAAACAGAAUCCUAGUUUACAAUCAACAUUAGAACGUUUAUAUUCAAUGGAACAUCCAAUUUUUCAAGAAGAUUAUCCAGAAAAUUAUGAAAUUACUGAUAAACAAUGGAAUGCUUUAUUAAAUGAAAUCAAUCAAGCUAAAUUAGGCAAACUACAAGAAAAUGAUAUUGAUAAAUCAAAAUUCAUUUAUUCAAAUUUCGACGAAAAAUCAAAUGAUAAUGAUGAAUUAAAUCCAAAUAGAAAUAAUAUUAAUGAAGUUUUAAAUGAACCAAGUUUAACAGAACGUCGAAAUGAAAUUGCUUAUCAAAAUUCUCUAUGGGGUGAACAUAAAGUUUCUGGAGGUUCCAGUGAAACAGGUCAAUGGAUAGAUUAUGCUUUAUUAGGAGCUGAAGCACAAGAUAAAACAGCUAAUAAUUUAAAUCUAUCUAGUGAACUGGAAUCAUCUCAUAUAGAAUCUAAAUUUGAUAAUUUACCUGCUUAUUGUGAUCCACCAAAUCCAUGUCCAUUAAAUUAUAAAUCAAAUGAUUUACCAACACCAUGUGAUCAAGAUAUUGAAGAUACCAUUGAAUUUAAUCGACAUUGGAUAAUAAGAAAAAUGCAAAAUGGUGAAUGUUCAUGUGAUAAUGAACAUAUGGAUAACUGUCCAGUCGAAUCAAAUGAACAUGGACAUAAAACUAAUUUUGUGUCUGGACAAAAUACUGAUGGGAAAAUUUUCUUGGUAAAUCCAUAUCUACGAGGAGAAAGUCGUAAAAGGCUGGUAGCUAAAAAACGAGUUAAACGUUCACACAAUUAUCGUUAUAAUCCUUAUUUAUUGGGUAGUGUUCAUAAAACUGCAGUGAAGAAAAUUGGACCAUAUAAACCAUCACAAGAAAAGUAUAUGUAA
Molecule: messenger RNA, 1020 nt
Organism: Schistosoma margrebowiei
Lineage: Eukaryota; Metazoa; Platyhelminthes; Trematoda; Strigeidida; Schistosomatidae
Source: the annotation of a GenBank genome assembly